AUGCACAUCCUCCUGUUUCUCACUUUUCCUCUCCUCUCCUCAUGCAACAGCAUCUCCAAGAUCUCAACUCCAUAUGGGACCUGGAACCUGAAGUUCGGCACAACCGAGGUUCACAAUAACAUAACCCUCUACAUCUCGCGCCCACCCUCCGACUCCUCCGCCACCGUCCACCCAAACACCGCAAUCCUCUACCUAACCGACGUCUUCGGCCUCGCCCUCCCCCAAAACCUUCUUCUCGUCGACUCCUUCGCCCGCGCCGGCUACCUCACCGUCGCACCGGACCUCUUCUCCAGCUCUCCUGCUCCGGGCGACAUCAACGUGCCCGGCUUCAACACGACCUUAUUCCUCUCUCAACACCAGCCCAACGUCACGGAUCCUAUCAUCGCUUCCACCAUCUCUUCUCUUCGUUCUUGUUUGAACGUAACCCGCAUCGGAGCAGCGGGGUACUGUUACGGCGGCCGCUACGCCUUCCGCUUCCUCGACGAUACUAGACCACCAGAAGGGAGGGUAGACGCAGCAUUCACUGCUCAUCCCAGUCUGCUGGAGAAUCAGGAGAUACUGGGUAUCCAAGGGCCUGUGAGCGUGGCGGCCGCGGAGAAUGAUGAGUUGAUGCCGCCGGAGAGGAGAGCGGAGAUUGAGGCGCUGUUGAGGCAGACGGGGAGGGAGUACAUGGUUAGUUUAUACUCAGGUACGGGACAUGGGUUUGCGGUCAGCGCGGAUUUGAGUGAUAGGGCACAGAGGUUUGCGAAGGAGAGCGCGUUUUUGCAGGCGGUUAGGUGGUUUGGGGAAUGGCUUUGA
Molecule: messenger RNA, 798 nt
Organism: Neurospora tetraspora
Lineage: Eukaryota; Fungi; Ascomycota; Sordariomycetes; Sordariales; Sordariaceae
Product: Alpha/Beta hydrolase protein
Exons: 3
Coding region: 1-798 (265 amino acids)
Molecular function (GO): hydrolase activity
Source: RefSeq, a predicted model, not a curated record